AUGGCCUCAUUAUUGCUCGGAAAUCCUGUCGCGCUGCCUUCCGAUCCCGAGGAUGUAAAAGGGAAGAAAAAAAAGAUUCCAAAAGUCGCGGGGUAUGUCGCUGGGGCCGCCUUCGCCAUUACAACCGGUCUUACCAUCCUCAUAAUACCUUAUGUCAGACAAGCCGCCAAGCUACAAAACACAACUCAAUUCCUGUCACAUCGUAAUCUGUCGCUCCUCGAUGCUCGCACGAAAGUACCACGAGCUGCACUUCUGGCUCCCAUUUCCACCCCAAAUACUGUCACUGUGCGUUCGAAUACCGGUACGAAGCCAUCGACAGUGUCAAGCUCGAAUGCGAAGCCAUCUUCAUCUACCUCCACAUCACCCUUGUCUAUACAUGAUCUCUCCAGUGUGUCGGAUACCCCCAUAGAUCCCUCGCUCCUCGCUGCUAGAUCUUUCAACGCUCGCGAAGAAAAGUCUUUGUAUGGUGCUCCAUUGACAUCUGCUGAUGGAGAGCCAUCUGCUCCUCAAGAACCUGUGUCUGGCUUUUUAGGGUUUCAAGCUUUAGGAAUAGCAACAGCGUUAGUCUUUGGUAGUGCAGGUCUGGGGGCGUUGAUAGUGGCUAAGCUGCUAGGUGUCCAAGAUAUGGCUGAAUUCAGUAGUAAAAUGCGAGAGACCCUCAACCUAUCCAUGCCUAAUUUGGUGCAAAAUGUCAAUCAACCUGGAAGAAGUACAGAUGGCUUUGACGGAGAGGCCAUAGAACAGUGGGUCGCUAAGCUGGAGAAAGAAGAUGAGGAAGAAGAAAACCGGCUUUUGUCCUCAUGA
Kwoniella shivajii is the source of this 804-nucleotide messenger RNA. RefSeq lists its product as uncharacterized. The transcript has 3 exons. The coding region runs from base 1 to 804 and encodes 267 amino acids. The record is from RefSeq and is a predicted model, not a curated record. Lineage: Eukaryota; Fungi; Basidiomycota; Tremellomycetes; Tremellales; Cryptococcaceae.